Messenger RNA from Ostrea edulis (European flat oyster), 5099 nucleotides. Its product is annotated as leucine-rich repeat and fibronectin type III domain-containing protein 1-like protein. The transcript is spliced from 4 exons. NCBI's taxonomy places the organism in Eukaryota, Metazoa, Mollusca, Bivalvia, Ostreida, Ostreidae. The record is from RefSeq and is a predicted model, not a curated record. The coding region runs from base 804 to 2342 and encodes 512 amino acids. Gene Ontology annotation, molecular function: protein binding.
GAUUAGAUUAAAGUUUCCUUUGUAACAUGGAUGUACAUUAGAAAUGUAAUUAUCUCGAGGAAGAUGUUGUAUAUAUAGAGUAAGUAACAGUCAGACAAAAGAUGGGUGCAACGCCGACAAGUGAUUGGAACGAUGCUAAUUUUAGUUUAUAGAAAAUAUCACUUCUUAUUUCAACGUACACACCGUUUAUUAUGGAUGGGGACAGACGUGUACACGAUCAACAUCACCGACUGUCAAGGAACUCAACUUGGUUAUCCAUCAUAAGCAUACAAAGGAAAAAAAGGAAAUUUCCUGACCAGGAGAAGACAGGGGUACUAUAUAUAUUCUAAACAAGAUGAUCCUCCCUUUCAUCGCACUGCACGUGCUCUGUCUGGCGGUCAUCUACUCGCAACAGGCGUCUGUCGUUAGGUGGCGGACGUGUUUACUUCUGCAAUAUCAACUUGGAUGAAGAUCAAGUUUUCUUCGAUAUAAAACAGUAUUUCAUAUGGAGGUAGGGGCGUGGCUGCAACUAACAAUCCCAAACUGUUCAAGUAGGUAAAGUCGAGCUGAAUAUUAACUGUAAUUGAUACACAAUAAUACAGCAAUUCAGAGGCAAACAGAGCUUAUGCGCAUGAUGAAUAUAUAUUAAAUCCCACAACCGACAACAGGGGGCGUUCGCAGCACAGCGUAGAAAAUCUAUACGGGCACACACUGAAAUGAUGUGUGAGCGCAGUACAAGCUCUGUCAGUGCGAGAAGUAAAUACGUUUAAAUGAAAUAUGUCGAUUAGCAAUGAAGGAAAUAUUAAGUUCAGUUCAGGACAACCAUGUUUCGUGUUCGUAAUCUAAAAAUUUGGAGGAGGUUGUAUAUACAGUGGAUUCUCCUACUAUGGGGGUUAUUACUAAUAAGUGCAGAUAGUACAUACUGCCCCGGUGCUUGUUUCUGUCCGUCAUUGACCAAAAAUGUGUAUUGCUCCAGGAAAAACCUUCCAGUUAUACCCAAUGGAAUACCUGCUGAUACUACACAACUCAACCUGAACGACAAUCCGUUUUCGGAGACAACGUUGGAGAGAAGCAAUUUUUCAUUUUACACUCGAUUGGAGCAGCUCUUUUUGAAAGGAUGUGGAAUUGAAUACGUUUCUUUAGAUACCUUCGCUGAUUUACCCAAGCUGAAGUGGUUGGAUCUCAGCAAAAAUCGCCUUAAAUCAAUUGAUGAUUACACGUUACGCGGUUUAACAUUGGAACAUUUGUUUUUGAAUGACAAUCCAGGUAUACAAUUGUCCAAAAAUGCAUUUGGGGGACUUAGAACAACGGGAUUAUAUAUCCAUGAGUGUGCUAUUUCUAAUCUUGCAAUUGAAGUUUUUAAGCCUUUGAAUGGAACGUUGAAAGCUCUGUGGAUAGAUAAAAACAAGAUCGAGUCGUUUGGAAUAGAAUGGCUCUAUUUAUUCAGAAAAUUAAGUCACGUGCGAUUGGGGAAUAACCCAUUUCAUUGCAACUGUGAGAUAGCAUGGUUGUUCACAUUCUACCACAAAGAUCAAAAUAACCAAAAUAAGAUUCCUUCAAAGGAGGAACCGUCUUGCAGAUCUCCUCCCAAUGUAAGGGGGAAAGACUUUGGUACAUUAACCGAAGAUGAUUUUGCUUGUCAAUUGCCAGUGUUUAAGAAUGUUGACCUUAUUUUCGAAGAGAGUGUUGGUAAAUUGACAUGUUUGGCGGGAGGGGAUCCUGUUCCAACGAUCCACUGGAUAAAACCUGAUAACACGUCCGAGACGUAUCACCCGAAGACAAACUUAGUGCAUAAACAGGAUAACGAGGGGGUUAUGUAUAUAAGUAAUCCUCAUUCUGUGAGCAAUGUCAGGUAUCAGUGUAUUGCAAGCAACCCAGCAGGAAACGUCACCCUAUCCCUCAACGUUUUCUGGCCCACACAUUAUCCACGUGACGUUGGGAUUCCCGAUACCCCUAAACCUGAAAAGCCACAAACUUUUAAGCCAACGACGCCCUCACCAACACCACCCGAUAAAGCAGAGGAGAGCCAUUUCAAAACAGUAUUCCAGAAACCCAAACCUGGCGGAAGUGGGAAAGAAAAGGAUAAAAUUUAUGUCAUUAAUGCUACCAAAGCAGGAAUGAGCAUGGAGCGUCGAGUUACGCCUCCGGACCAGUCCUCGGAUUAUACGGUGGUGGAUAUAAUAGGCGCGGUGGUCGGGACGUUUGUACUUACUCUCAUAGCAUGUGUCGUCAUAUUUCAUAUAUUUUAUCGUCAUCAUGAAAAGAUUUUUCGCGAUCACUCGCCGACAUUGAGUGAGAAAUCGCCUCAUGUGAGGAGCCUUGCACCGGCUGAAAAGCUUCUUCUUCAGAAUAAUCAAGUUUAAGAUGUGCUUUGUUCAUCAUGAAUCGUGAGCUAAUGCUGAAUUCUGACGGAGAGUGGUGAGGAUCCACAGUAAGAGACGAGCUUAACCUUAAGUUCACCUCAUGGUUAGGAGAAUAAUGUGCAAUAUUAAAAGGAAUUCUCUCGCCUUUUUGGGGAUUUGAAACCUGAAUAAGUGGACGUGUCUUUGUCCUCAGACUGACGAAUGAAACAAAGGAAUAUAUUGAUUUUUGAGGAAUUAUUUUCCCGUUUUUGCAAUCGUAUACGUUUAUUUUUAAAAACAAAUAAGACGUCACUUUUUCUGAAAGUGGAUGAUUUAUCUCUUUGAAACAAUGCACAAGUAUUAAUUUCUACACUAUGUGUUAGAAAUAUUGUGAAGUUAAAAGGAAGCAUUAUGUAAUAUAGAAAAGAAAUGAUCAACUUUACUGGAAGUCAAUUGUUUCUAUGGAAACUCCAAAAACUGUUAAUUUACCUGAAUCAUAAAACGUUUGAUUUAGGGAAUUUUAGUCAUCGGAAUUGAAGCCCCAUAGCGAAACAACUAUCAUUGGCCACCGAACAUGUCAUUAAUUUUGUAUGUUUUCUCUUUUUAUCAGACCCUCGCGUCAUUUUAUUCUGUGGUUCUCAUUCCAAAUUUCAUUAUCUCAGAUCGUUCGUAAAAUAGAGGCUUGUUUACAUUAGCACCCUUUAAUCAUAUCUAAGUUACGAAACAAGAAAAGACGAGGGAAAUAGUAAAUUACUGGGUAGCAUAUCCUGUCAUGUCGUUCACUUAGACACGAGCUGUAUUCGUAAAACGAUUGAAAUUUUGGUUUGAAAACCUUUUUGUCACACGAUAAGAACAUCCACAAUGCUUGCGUCCCGCCUUCUUGUGAUAAAAUCGGCCUAAACAAAGAUAGGGGGAAACGGGGUCAAAAUUGUACAUAAACCGCAGGGAUACGAAGCUUUCCACAAGAAGUAAUUUUACUCGUUCGUCAUGCUGGUAUUUACUUGGUUUCUGAAUCAUUACAUAAUUUUGGCAAAACGUUAUUAAGCUAGAAUUACUUAUUCAAGAAAAAGAAUGCUUUUGUAAUUUGAGAAGUCAAUUUAAUAUCUCUGUCCUUUUUUUUAAACAGUUUAGUCAUGAUGCAGAACAUGCUUGCAUUGUUCUGUUUUAAUCUGCCUUUUCCUAUUAUGUUUGUAUCUCGAUCAACGGACAGUUAGAUCAAGUGCAUGAUGUACACGCCAACCUCACUGCUUUAUAUAAGUCAAUACACGUGCAUUUAUUUGGUACUUGAAACUAACUGCCAUUAAGUUCCAACUCUUCACUAGACACAUCGAGAUAAUUUUCCGGUUUCACGCUAUCCUGCGAAAUAAGUCCCCAAUUUACCCGAUCGUUUAUUAUAAAGCAGUAAAGUUUUGCCUAAAAAGCGGAAGAUAAUUUGCAUUAAUUUUCCCCGAUGUGUAAAUGUGGAGCAUGUAAAUGGUAGGCUUUUUGGUCAGGCAUAUUUAUGUGUCGGGCUAUAAUUGACUUUCAGACUUUCAAGUUUAUUCCCACAUCAUUUUACCAUUAAAUGAAAUUAAACUCAUGGUGGUAAUCAAAUUUUGUAUUAAAACGCAAAAAUUAUACUACUCUUGCAAAGAAUUCUUUGUUUUUGAUUUACUUACUGUGUAUGAUUUAAGGCAACCCGACAAUUAUCUCCCCUUCCGGGGCAGAUGUUUCUCUCUCUUCGUUUGCUUGCUAAUGUAUUCGACCAAAAAUAUUUAAGACAUUGGAGCCGAAACAUAUACCCCACGUCUAUUUCACAUGCUUUAUCAAUAUUUCCUUUCUAUCAAAUAUUAAUGGAGGGGUUAUACCUGAUGUAGGAAAUAAAUCAAUACCAAAAUACUUAAACUCCUCGAAAAUUUGUUCAAGAAGUUUUCUGUGUGGAUUUCAGCUUACUGACAUGUCUUUGUAAGAAGUAACUAUAAUAAGUUAAACCCUCUGUACACACCAACUUUCACAAUUUAUUUGCUUUUAUGUGUUUGGUGAUUCUAAUCUAGAAACAAAGGAAACGAUAGCUUUUCAAGAAAAUAAUUUUGUUUAAGCUUCACCAACGCUUUUCUCGUUAUGUCUAGAAUAUUUUAUAUUAUGUUUGAUAAAUGUUUUAAAAUUGUUUCUUAAAUUCUAGUUUCAACAUUGACGGCUUAAACUUGAAUUCCGGUACAGUAUUAAAUGUACACAUCUAUUCAAAGGAUCAGAUUACAUAUAUAAACUAGUUAUUGCUGUGUCUUAAUUUUAGUACCCUCAUAAACUUUGAACGUCACAUGAACGCCAACCCGGGGGUAAAAAAUUGUCAACUUUUCCAUGGAGAUCUGCUUGUCUCUUAUUUUAUUUCAGCUUUAUGUCUUCAUGGUGUUUAAGAUACAUGCUUUAUUUACAGAAAGAUAAUUGUCUAGAGCAGACGCUAUCAAUUCUAAAGCCAACAUCUACAUUGUUUGUGAAGAAUUGGACGCAAUAUGUCGCGGUGUUGCGUUUAUAUAGUUUACCAUGAAUUUUGAACCGUUUACUGCCUGUUUUUGUGUUCUAGUUGUAUUUUUGUACAUUGUUAUCCGUGUACUAUAAUGGCAGAUGUAAAUAUGUAACGAGGUAUUGAUUGUUACAGUUGAAACAGAGUAAAUAUGUUGAGAGUUGUGAAUACGAGAUGUGUGAAAGCAUGAAGUAGACGAAUACGUGAUGUAUUUAUUUUGUUUUCUAUGAUUUAAAAGUAAAACAAAAUUAAUAUGAAAUAAAAUAUUAUAAUAUAUA